AUGGCUGGUCUUGCUCUGACAGUGCGUAAUUCACGUUUUCUUCUUGCCACGCUGGUGAUUCUUGGAAUUGUAGGGUUCCUGAUCACGUCUCCUUCGAGCGUGUCACAAUCUCUGGACAAAGCCCAGGAGUCCUUUAAGGGCGUUUCUCAAUCCACUCAUAACACCGCUGGUGAGUUUGACGCUGAGACAAAGGGAUCAAACGAUCGUGUUGGUGCUGACGACACUCCAAAGGUGGACUUUGGAACCUCUCCCCAGUUUGCUGACGAUUCUGUGAAAGACUUGGAGAGCGCAGGUGUUGAACAGAGCCCAAAGGCUGUUGAUGACGGCGCUCCGUUGAAGGAGGCUCCAAAGCCAGAGGGCUCGAACUCUGGAUCUGGAUCGUCAAACGGCGGUAGAAAGGGCAGCAGUAAGGAUACAGAGUACGUUGUCAUGAUUGAUGCGGGAUCUACUGGUUCAAGAAUCCACGUUUAUGAGUUUGACACAUGUUAUUCUCCUCCAAAGUUGUUGAAGGAAACCUUUGAGAUGCUGAAACCUGGUUUGUCAUCGUUUGAUACCGAUGUAACAGGUGCUGCUCUCUCGUUGGACCCACUGUUAAAGAUUGCGCUCGAUACCGUGCCAGCAAGCUCCAGAGGUUGUACACCUGUGGCUGUGAAGGCCACUGCGGGUCUCCGUUUAUUAGGAGAAGAGAAAUCCAAGGCUAUCUUGGAAGGUGUUCGUUCACAUUUGGAGGAUAAUUACCCAUUCGCUGUGGUCUCUGGUGAUGGUGUCUCCAUCAUGAGUGGUGACGAUGAAGGUGUCUAUGCGUGGAUCACGGCAAACUACUUGUUGGGUAACAUUGGAUCGUCAGAGAAGUUCCCAACUGCUGCUGUUUUUGACCUUGGUGGUGGCUCUACACAGAUUGUCUUUGAACCAGAGUUCAAGAAUGGCGAAAAGAUGGUUGAAGGUGAACACAAGUACGACAUCAGUUUCGGUAACAGAGACUUUGAACUGUACCAAUUCUCUCACCUGGGAUAUGGAUUGAUGGCUGGCAGAAACAAAAUCAACUCUCUGAUCGUGCAGACUGCCAUUAAGAAUGGUGACAUGUCUGCUGACCAAGAGACUGCGAUUUUGGAGUCUCCAUGUAUCCCACCAGGACUCGAGGCCAAAAACGUUGAAGUGAAGUUGGAAAGCGGAGAGAAAUAUUCCAUCACAUUCAAAGGCUCAGAGACACCAGUAGGUGCUCAGUGUAGAUUCCUCGCAGAGGCAAUCUUGAAGAAGGAUGCCGAGUGUACGACUGCUCCAUGUUCUUUCAACGGUGUCCAUCAACCUUCUCUCGUGAGAACCUUCAGAGAGUCAUCCGAUCUGUACGUGUUCUCCUACUUCUACGACAGAACCAACCCAUUGGGUAUGCCAUCAUCGUUCACGUUGGAAGAACUUAGAGAUCUUGCAAAGGUUGUGUGCAACGGUGAGUCAACAUGGACCUCUGCGCUUGGUGCCAUUGACGGUUCCCUAAAGGAACUAGCCGAGGAGCCACAAUGGUGUCUGGACCUAUCAUUCCAAGUGGCAUUGUUGCACACUGGUUAUGACAUCCCAUUGCACAGGGAGCUCAGAACUGCAAAGAAGAUUGCCAACAACGAACUUGGAUGGUGCUUAGGUGCGUCCUUACCGUUGCUGGACAAGAAUGGAUGGCAGUGCCGUGUCAAGGAAGUGAACCCAUAG
This is a messenger RNA of Williopsis jadinii, 1698 nucleotides long. It is a transcript of the gene GDA1, whose product is annotated as guanosine diphosphatase. The record is from RefSeq and is a predicted model, not a curated record. Bases 1 to 1698 code for a protein of 565 amino acids. The transcript is spliced from 2 exons. NCBI's taxonomy places the organism in Eukaryota, Fungi, Ascomycota, Saccharomycetes, Phaffomycetales, Wickerhamomycetaceae. Gene Ontology annotation, cellular component: Golgi apparatus; membrane. Gene Ontology annotation, molecular function: GDP phosphatase activity; UDP phosphatase activity. Gene Ontology annotation, biological process: protein N-linked glycosylation; nucleoside diphosphate catabolic process.